Pyrgilauda ruficollis (rufous-necked snowfinch) is the source of this 4688-nucleotide messenger RNA. RefSeq names its product splA/ryanodine receptor domain and SOCS box containing 1 (gene SPSB1). Bases 2013 to 2834 code for a protein of 273 amino acids. Gene Ontology annotation, molecular function: protein binding. Gene Ontology annotation, cellular component: SCF ubiquitin ligase complex. The record is from RefSeq and is a predicted model, not a curated record. The transcript has 4 exons. NCBI's taxonomy places the organism in Eukaryota, Metazoa, Chordata, Aves, Passeriformes, Passeridae. Gene Ontology annotation, biological process: proteasome-mediated ubiquitin-dependent protein catabolic process; intracellular signal transduction.
GAGCAGAACGGGGUAUGUGUCUUAUCCUCUGGGACAAUUAUAGCAAUGCUUCUCUGUUCAAAUGGAGGAGAAUUGCAAGUUUUGGUAAGAAAUCAGAAUUGAGUGGCUCCUGGAGCUUUAGGGAGAAGAGAUUUCUUGAUGCAGGUGGGCACUGGAGAGCAGCGUGCUGUGUGCCAGGGCUGAGGAGAAUUCCCCUGUGUAUUUAAGACAGGAAAAUUGGGUUGAAGCUUACAGCCACUCGUGUGGAGAGGAAGGUGUCACAACCAGCACUUGUUCAGAGGCGUGGGCUCUUAUGAUAUUUGGAUUGGGCUGUCUUCAAACUUGGCAAAAACACCACCCGAGGCUCAGUCUAGACUGCUUCUGGAAGAAUCCUUGGCCUCAUGGGAAUCUCCAUCUCAAGGUGCAGAGCAGAACAGCAGAAGGCACAGCAGGGAUUGUGUUGGCAUAAAACCCUUCUCAGCAGGAAAACGUUCAGUGUGCUCUCAAAUCUUGCUUUGGCACGUUUGAGAGGAGCACAGGAGGAGUCUGAGCAGAAGUGGUGUCUGACCCAGGCUUGUGGUGCCAGGUGGAAGUGCUGGGGUCCAGGGGGACAGAGCUGAUGGCCCAGCAGGUGACAGGGUGGCUUUGCAGGUAUCUCAGUGGAACCCUGUUUUGCCUAGAGUCUGGCAGAAGAGCUGGGCAGUCCAAUUAUCCGUGCUUGGAUGGAUUUCUCCAGGGUGAGCAGCUCCACAGGCAGCUCUGGCCAGUCCUGGCUGAUUUCUCCAAGGGUUGGUGUUACCUGGGGGGUUCAGCUGGUGCUCCCAUUGAAUGUCAGCAGCAGCAGUGUGAUGAGCUGACUGCAGGAACAAAACCUCAAGGUGAGUUUAGUCUGGUGGGAGGUUUUAAUGGAGGAAAAGGCUGUUGGAUGUGGUGGCUUUGUUUGAUGUUCCAGUCAGUUUACAUCUGUCCCGUGUUGGGGACGUUGUGGUGCACUGGGUGGUGGGUGGCAGUGGCUUUCUCACUGCUUUCAAACUGGUGUUUGCACACAGCAAAUCUCGGCCAAGCCUGCUCCAAAGGAGGAAUCAGAACUGCAGCAGCAGCCAAGAAACAGCUGAACAUACUUUGAGACUGAGCAGCCCAGAAAAGACAGAAGCCUACACACUGGAGACAGCAUGACUGCCUUACCUCUGCUCUUCUUGAUCUCUAAACUUUGAAAAAGCAAGGCAGCUUCUCUUUUCUGCCUGUUGAGUGCAUCUUGCUUAAGAACAGACCUCCUGACUGUUUCUACAAGGCUUCUUAAUUUCUAUUUCUUAACUUCUAUUAAUCUGUCUCAAACCUGGUUUUUCUAACUGGAAACUUUCCAUUGAUGUCAUGGGAGCUUUCCGUGGCCCACAUCAAAUAGCUGGGUUCACCAGGAAUUAAGUGACUCUACAAAUGUUUAUGUUAAACACUUAUUUGGAAGGCAUGUUGACUUAUGAGGACCUGUGGUGGCUGUGGUAUGUAGGGAGGCUAGGUUGGCUGUACAGCUUUUGUCUUGCCUUUGAAGCCUGGAAGUGCUGGCAGCUGUUUAGAGCCCAGAUAAGGGCUCAGGAGUGUUUCAUCACUGACUCCUGCCCUGGUUCUUGUCUCCUGCACUGCAGAGGUCUCCCAGUGGGUCACCUUCAUGGAGAGGAUGGCCAAGUCUGGAUAGUCACAGCAGAAAGCUGUUGGCACAAUUACAGUGACACCCUGAGACUCCACAGACCGGGGAUGGGAAGAGCCUCAAGCUGCAGUUCAAAGUGUGAAACAUCCACUGGGGUCUUCCUACACGAGCUUGCAGCCUCAGUCCUUUUCUUCAGCACUUAGGAAGCCCAGGAUGAAGAGAUCUGGGUAAAUGUUACAGAGGAAUGCUGAGUUCUUUCCUGUGUCGAGGCAACCCUGAGUGGUGCACAUCCUGACAAAGCCUCCUGGCAACCCUUUCUGCGGGGCUGGAUGACAGCGGGAGCUGCCAGGUAAAUCCAUGAGCCCGUGAGGAGGCGAGGCCAGGACACACCAUGGGUCAGAAGGUCACGGGUGGCAUAAAGACUGUGGACAUGAGGGACCCUGUGUACAGGCCACUGAAACAGGAGCUCCAAGGACUGGACUACAGCAAGCCCACCCGGCUGGACCUGCUGCUGGACAUGCCCCCGGUGUCCUACGAGGUGCAGCUGCUGCACUCGUGGAACAACGACGACCGCUCGCUCAACGUCUUCGUCAAGGAGGACGACAAGCUGAUGUUCCACCGGCACCCGGUGGCGCAGAGCACCGACGCCAUCCGGGGCAAGGUGGGCUACACGCGGGGGCUGCACGUGUGGCAGAUCACCUGGGCCAUGCGCCAGCGCGGCACGCACGCCGUGGUGGGGGUGGCCACGGCCGAGGCCCCCCUGCACUCCGUGGGGUACACCACCCUGGUGGGCAACAACCACGAGUCCUGGGGCUGGGACCUGGGGCGCAACAGACUCUACCACGACGGCAAGAACCAGCCCAGCAAAACCUACCCCGCCUUCCUGGAGCCCGACGAGACGUUCGUGGUGCCCGACUCCUUCCUGGUGGUGCUGGACAUGGACGACGGCACGCUGAGCUUCAUCGUGGAUGGGCAGUACAUGGGGGUGGCCUUCCGAGGGCUCAAGGGGAAGAAGCUCUACCCGGUGGUGAGCGCCGUGUGGGGCCACUGCGAGAUCCGCAUGUGCUACCUGAACGGACUGGACCCUGAACCACUGCCUCUGAUGGACCUGUGCCGGCGAGCCGUGCGGCUUGCCCUGGGCAAGGACAGACUGGCUGAGAUCCCCAGCCUGCCCCUGCCAGCCUCCCUCAAGAGUUACCUGCUCUACCAGUGACCCCCGUGCCGCAGGACAGAGGUGGAAGCGAGGCGUGGAUGAGCUGCCCGCGGAGCCCUGGGCUCUCCUGCUGCUGGAGCUGCCUGGCCAGAGGAUUCCUGCCCUGCUGCAGCCUCCCGUGCCUCCCUGGGGCAGCCCUGGCUUCACAGCUGAGUGCUUUGCUCCUCGGGAGUCCCUUCCCCAGCACACUCACAAAAGGAACAUUGGCAGAGGCUCUGUGCUCCCCUCUCCUCCUGAGAAGAGGCUGUGCUGCCUCGGGGAAUGGUUCUUCUGUAGCAGCUAAAGGGAAGGAUGGUGGUAAAAGAAGAAUAAUAAAAGAAUUAAAACAAUUUGGGGGAAGAGGAGGCAUUAGGAGUGGAAGUGUUAAGACCAUGUCCUGAGAGGGGAAAGGCUCAGGACGGCCAGCGGAGUUGGAGAGAGUCUGGAAUGCCAUAAAGAAUUAAUUGAUGAGUUUUUAAAGGCCAAAAAAUAGAAAGUACAACCCCAAGCCCUGAAACACCAAAACCAAGAGCCCUUCCUCCACCAGGACACUUCUUGAUUUGGAGCAGGUGGUCAUGCUGCUGCUGUCUGUAUCUGUGCUGGGCCCUCUCCCCUUGCUGUGUUGCUGUUUCACAGGGUUCUUGUUGACCAGCAGUGCUCAUCCUGCUCCCUGCUCUGCUCUGCCUCCUCCCCGUGGCUUUGGCAGCUGAUUUUGAGUCGGGCUGUGUCUUCACACUCCUCCAUCCUGACUGAAAGCUGCAGCUUUUGCUCUGGGCUCCCUGGCUGCUGUGGGACAGGGCAGGACAGACCUGAGCCCCAGCGUGGCACCGUGUGUGUGAGCUGGCACACAGCUGGCACACAGCUGGCACACAGCUGCAGGUCCUGUCCCCUGGGGCUUCACAGCAAUGCUCAGGUUCUCUAAUGGCACUGCCAGGGAGUUCUCUUCUUGAUAAGCUGCUUAAAUUCAUCCAAGCCAGGCUCUGCUCUGUCCCAGACCAACCUAAUCCCCGCCUAACUGCAGCAGGAGAGGCUCUGCCCGUGGGGUGGGGCUGUGCCACAGGAGGGGUCACAGGUGAGGAGCAGCCCCAGGGGUCACACAGCCCAGGGGUGACCUUCAGGCACAGCAGGGACAAACUGAACCUCUCCAGGGAGCAGGAGAGAGCUGCAAUAAACAGGACAAGCAAUUCAGGCAAAAUCAGCACAUCCCAAAUAGAUCCUCAGUAGCCAGGUGGAGAGGAUGGCACUCCUUUAUCAGCAGGAGCUGCUCUCUUGACCUCUCCACAGGUUACUAUGCUGCCUUUCUGGGGUUAUUUUGCACAUUUCUUUGUGGUUUUUUUCUUGAAAAAUGUUUGUGUGAUUGUUUUGGUUUUGCUUUUGAGUUAUCCCUUCAGUUUUGUGUAGGUACAAAUGAGUUUAGUUGUUGAAAAUGUUAAUAUAUAUAUGUGGGGUGUAUGUACAAGAACAUGUUUUAAACAGCUGCUGUAGGGUACCUUUUUGAAAAUAAACUACUUGCAUAGUAUAUUUUUUAAAGCACAGAGUUGGUGCCAAGACUGGGUGGGGUGUGAUGUGCCCCUUUUUUAUUCUAAUAUUAUAUGAGGUUUUUUUUCAACGUAGGGGUUUGUACUAGUUUCUGUUGCAGGGUGGGACACAAAAUUCAGUGUGUGUGGGGCCCUGCUUGGUUGCCUUCAACUUGAACCAGUGUCUUCCAGAACUCCAGGGAAGUAGCUGUGUUCUCCCUCCUUCUGAUGCUCUUUGUGCUCCCUCAUUUCCAUCUCUCCUCACUUCACCAGGCCAUGACUCUGUACAGUUCAAAAUCCUUUCUAUUUUAUGACUGUAGAUAGCACUCAGUAACCUAAUAAACUUUAUUAAAUAUUA